Messenger RNA from Nannospalax galili (Upper Galilee mountains blind mole rat), 1779 nucleotides. It is a transcript of the gene Lpar5, whose product is annotated as lysophosphatidic acid receptor 5. NCBI's taxonomy places the organism in Eukaryota, Metazoa, Chordata, Mammalia, Rodentia, Spalacidae. The record is from RefSeq and is a predicted model, not a curated record. Bases 302 to 1459 code for a protein of 385 amino acids. Gene Ontology annotation, biological process: G protein-coupled receptor signaling pathway; behavioral response to pain. Gene Ontology annotation, molecular function: G protein-coupled receptor activity. The transcript has 3 exons. Gene Ontology annotation, cellular component: membrane.
CCCAGCCCAGCUCAGAGGGCAGUGGGACAGGUUCCAGAGGUCCUGAGGAGGUGGAGAAUGGAAGGAAGGAUAUUCCAAGUUGAAGAAACACCAAUGAAAAGGAAGAGGCCUGAGAGCAAAAGGUCUCCACUGAGGAUGAAGUUGUGACAUCAAAGUCUUCCAGCCCUUAGCAGUCAUCUGCCCCUGAAGCCGUAGGCCACACACGCCCAAUGCUCUGCCUCUGCUUACUUUUGGUCAGACUCUGGAGAGCCUCCAGGGUACCACCCUGGAGGUAAGCCAUGCUCAGACCUUGGUGUGCCCCAUGAUGCCUCAGUCUAGCUUCUCUACACAUAUUGGCACCAUGUUUGCCAACUCCUCAGCCAACGCCUCUUCUACCAACAGCUCUGAGAUCCCGUGCCCUGACUAUCAGAGCACCCAUCAUCUGCACAUGGUGGUCUACAGCCUGGUGUUGACGGCCGGGAUCCCACUCAACGCCCUGGCCCUCUGGGUCUUCCUCCGGGUGCUGCGCAUACAGUCGGUAGUGAGCGUGUACAUGUGCAACCUGGCGGCCAGCGACUUGCUCUUUACCCUGUCGCUGCCUUUGCGCCUCUCCUACUAUGCAAGGCACCACUGGCCCUUCCCUGACUUCCUGUGCCAGAUGUCGGGCGCCAUCUUCCAGAUGAACAUGUACGGCAGCUGCAUCUUCCUGAUGCUCAUCAACAUAGACCGCUACGUGGCCAUCGUGCACCCGCUGCGACUGCGCCACCUGCGGCGGUCCCGCGUGGCGUGGCGGCUCUGCCUGGGCGUGUGGGCGCUCAUCCUGGUGUUUGCCGUGCCCACUGCCCGCGUGCACAGGCCCUCGCCCUGCAGGUACCAGAACAUCACGGUGCACCUGUGUUUCGAAAGUUUCAGCGAUGGGCUGUGGAAGGGCCGGCUGCUGCCGCUCCUGCUGCUGGCGGAGACGCUGGGCUUUCUGCUGCCUCUGGCGGCCGUGGUCUACUCGUCGUGCCGGGUCUUCUGGACACUGGGGAGGCCCGACGCCACGCAGAGCCAUCAGCGACAGAAGACCGUGCGCCUCCUGCUGGCCAACCUCGUCAUCUUCCUGCUGUGCUUCGUGCCGUACAACGCCACGCUGGCUGUGUACGGGCUGCUGCGGGCAGGACUGGUGAUGGCCAGCCAGGGGGCCCGAGAGCAGGUGCGCGGGGUGCUGAUGGUGGUGGUGCUGCUGGCCAGCGCCAACUGCGUGCUGGAUCCGCUGGUGUACUACUUCAGCGCCGAGGGUUUCCGCAACACCCUUCGCAACCUGGGGACUCCGCUCCGUGCCAGAACUUUGGCCACUAACGGGACUAGAGGAGCGCUCACCGAAGCACCUUCAGAGUCCACUCAAACCACUGGGCAUGAUGCCACCAGUCAAGGUCUACUCCACCCCCCUCAUCCUGGAACCCCUUUUAACCAGUGCCCCCACGAUACGGCCCUCUGAAGCUCAUGGGAGCAUAGUGUGACAGGCUUAGAAGUGUGCAUUUCAGAGAGGUGGGCUAGGCACUUGGACUCCUGAGGCAAUGCCAGCUCUAGUGCGCAGAAGGGAACACGUGUGGAAGCAAGGGUAGAGGCAAGAAAGUGCUGCUGGUGACAACUUCAACCUGGUGGAUAUUACAGGAACUCCUCUUUAGUGUGUAGGAAGCCAUGCAAGGAGGCUGCCCAUGGCUAAGAGCUGGUAAAUGGAACAGAAGAUGGAUAUCCUGGAUUUAAAUCAUCAGUCUGAGAGCUGAAGAGCCCCAGACCUUAGUGGAUCAACUACAC